Molecule: messenger RNA, 213 nt
Organism: Prunus armeniaca (apricot)
Lineage: Eukaryota; Viridiplantae; Streptophyta; Magnoliopsida; Rosales; Rosaceae
Source: the annotation of a GenBank genome assembly
AUGGUUGGAUCUGCGAUUGAGAUUGGGGCUGGGUCCUCUACGGAUCUAGAGUUUUGGACUCACUGGAUCUGUGUCGGAUCUAUGUGGUACAAUGGUUGGUUUGGACUGGAGGAGCGGGGUGGGGGAGGAAGAUUUGGGUUAACGAUGGGGUGGGGCUUCGAUGGUGGUUGGAAGGAUGUUACGAUCGUCGCUGGAUGGAGGCAACAACUGUAA